Molecule: messenger RNA, 402 nt
Organism: Echinostoma caproni
Lineage: Eukaryota; Metazoa; Platyhelminthes; Trematoda; Plagiorchiida; Echinostomatidae
Source: the annotation of a GenBank genome assembly
AUGUUAGCGCAAUCGGGAUUGCAUCUGAUAAAGGAAUUAAAACGAUCUCAAACAUGUCGUCUACCCGCCUAUAACGAGGAACGUAUUCGGAUAUGUCUUGAAGAGAUGAAGUCGUUAUACGAAGCAAACUACCGCGAUGUCUCUUUGGUUUCCGCUGCUGAUACUUCAUCUGCAUCAGAAGAUCAGGCUGGUCGUAUUCAAUGCGUACUGGUUCGGCACGCAGUUCUGGAACGCAACAAGCGUUGUCUUCUUGCGUACCAUCAUGCCCGGUUAAUGUACAUAAAAAGUUUACGAUGGCAGUUUGGUACUGUUCUACCUAAAGGUAUGAUGACUUUUGUGUUCUUUACUUGUUACGGUUUCUCCGCACUUAAUCAUUUUUACAGAAAUCUCGCACAAAAUUAG